AUGGCCGAUUUUGAGAUGCUGUUCUUCUUUUUAGCACAGAUGUUCGUAGUUUCAAUAUGUUUCAACUUUGUUCGAAUUUUUCAAAUUCUGUUGUCCGAGGAGGCUGUUAUUAAAGAAGUUAUAACACCCACGCUAUUUGCAGGUGUUCAAAUCAUAUAUAUGUUUCUAUCGAAUUUUAUGGGACAGAAUAUGACAGAUUACAAUAAUUUUGUAUUUGCUACUGUAUAUAGAGUUGAGUGGUAUGUAACUCCUUUACAUAUCCAGAAAAUGUUACUCUUCCUAUUAUUAAAAGGCGCUAAAAAUUAUACUUUAAAUAUCGGUGGAUUGUUUACUACAUCAUUAGAGUGCUUUGCCACGUUGGUGAAAGCUUCGGUAUCCUAUUUUACCUUUAUACUAUCUACACAAUGA
Molecule: messenger RNA, 408 nt
Organism: Wasmannia auropunctata (little fire ant)
Lineage: Eukaryota; Metazoa; Arthropoda; Insecta; Hymenoptera; Formicidae
Product: odorant receptor 49b-like
Exons: 4
Coding region: 1-408 (135 amino acids)
Biological process (GO): detection of chemical stimulus involved in sensory perception of smell; sensory perception of smell
Cellular component (GO): plasma membrane
Molecular function (GO): olfactory receptor activity; odorant binding
Source: RefSeq, a predicted model, not a curated record